Molecule: messenger RNA, 1067 nt
Organism: Corylus avellana
Lineage: Eukaryota; Viridiplantae; Streptophyta; Magnoliopsida; Fagales; Betulaceae
Product: proteasome subunit beta type-1
Cellular component (GO): proteasome core complex; cytoplasm; nucleus
Source: RefSeq, a predicted model, not a curated record
CAUUUUCCUUCGACUCUAAUUCCUUUUCUCGUGUUCACAAACUUCUCGCAGCUUCCGAACCCAACACACCCCCCUCGCCGCCAUACUGCUCCACCGCGUACAUCGGAAGUCAUAACACAACUAACCAUGACCAAGCAGCAAGCUAACUGGUCUCCUUACGACAACAAUGGCGGAUCCUGCGUUGCAAUUGCCGGAGCCGAUUAUUGCGUUGUUGCGGCCGAUACUCGCAUGUCCACUGGUUACAGUAUUCUCACCCGCGAUUACUCCAAAAUCUGCAAACUAGCGGACAAAUGCGUAAUGGCGUCUUCUGGUUUUCAAGCUGAUGUGAAAGCUUUACAAAAGGUCUUGGCAGCUAGGCACUUGAUCUAUCAGCAACAACACAACAAGCAGAUGAGCUGCCCUGCUAUGGGUCAACUGCUCUCUAACACCCUCUACUAUAAACGUUUCUUUCCAUAUUAUUCCUUCAACGUUCUAGGUGGCCUUGACAGUGAAGGAAAGGGUUGUGUCUUCACAUAUGAUGCUGUUGGUUCCUAUGAGAGAGUUGGAUAUAGUUCCCAAGGUUCUGGCUCCACACUCAUCAUGCCCUUUCUGGAUAACCAGCUGAAGUCUCCCAGCCCUCUCUUAUUGCCGGCCCUGGAUGCUGUGACACCACUUUCUGAAUCAGAAGCAGUUGAUUUGGUUAAAACUGUUUUUGCAUCUGCAACUGAGAGGGAUAUAUACACUGGAGACAAGCUUGAAAUUGUCGUCCUAAAUGCUGAAGGUAUUCGACGUGAAUACAUUGAACUCAGGAAAGACUGAUUUCUGUCCUGAAAUUGUUGUUCUUGGCUUCAAAGCAGAAUGUUGAAAUUGUAUGAAAUGGCCUUUGAUGAUAUUGCCAUGGUGGUUAUUUAGAGCACAAUCACCCUUGUCAUCACCGCAAAAAAGCAUGAUACUUUCUGACAUUCAUUCUUCAUGUUCACAGCUUCCAAAUUCUCCUGUCUCUUUCUCUUCUUAGUAUUCUUCUCAUUGGAAUGAUUUUCAUAAUGAAAUUCAUGAACAUUGCUGUCAAAAUCUGCCUUCCAUUAAAG